This is a messenger RNA of Histoplasma capsulatum G186AR, 312 nucleotides long. RefSeq lists its product as uncharacterized. NCBI's taxonomy places the organism in Eukaryota, Fungi, Ascomycota, Eurotiomycetes, Onygenales, Ajellomycetaceae. The record is from RefSeq and is a predicted model, not a curated record. The coding region runs from base 1 to 312 and encodes 103 amino acids. The transcript has 2 exons.
AUGAAGUUCUUGAAGGAGAGAAGACGAGUUUCUGCCUCCACAAGUUCGAUUUUAACGCUCUGGAUGGCAAAGAGAAAGAUUUUCCUAUCACAUAGUACUUUUGAGUUUUUACGCCUAAGAAGAGAAUAUCUACAGAGCAAGCGUGGAAAGAUCCAGAUGACAAUUGCCGCAGGUCAUACGGCCUACUCGCUUCUGAAUUGGCCCAAAUUCCUCCAACCGGAAACAACUCAUGCAUGCUCCACGGUGGUGGCGGAUUGGAUUGGAUUGGGUGAUUCGUACCCUCAAUACCACCACGGCGCUGGUGGUGAUUGA